Molecule: messenger RNA, 2048 nt
Organism: Actinia tenebrosa (Australian red waratah sea anemone)
Lineage: Eukaryota; Metazoa; Cnidaria; Anthozoa; Actiniaria; Actiniidae
Product: adenosine receptor A2b
Biological process (GO): G protein-coupled receptor signaling pathway
Cellular component (GO): membrane
Molecular function (GO): G protein-coupled receptor activity
Source: RefSeq, a predicted model, not a curated record
UUGCUAAUAAUUGUUUUUAGAUGUAGAUUUUAAAAGCGAUCCUUCUUAUCCUUCCUUCAAUAAAGUCAAAGUCAAAGUCAUGAGGAAAUCUUGACAUCAGAGGUAUGGUUCUUAUUGCCGCGGGCCAGUGUCCUACAACGACACGGAACAUAUGUACGAAAGAGAAAGCUAAUCAUUUGGGAACCAUUUCCAUGCACAAUAAGUAAUAGCAACACCAAUUUUUCAGUUCCUUUGUUUUUGAUUCGUGCUUUAAAGUUCCUACUGUGAGGCAAAUUACAUCCCAACAAGCAAAACUUCGUAAUUACCGACCUUAGAUCAGAGAAGACAAAUUAUAGGCCGACUUCAUAACGAUGACAUUACUCAUGCUGAGUUCCUUAUAGGAAGGUUAGUGACCUUUGUAAUGUUUUGUACUGGCGAUUAGCCCACCAAUAGAGCUUCUAUCAAUAUUUACAUGACAAUAUUGAGGAUAGCGUCUGGUAUGGCUUUGUUUCUUGAAUGUUGCACUCGCAGAAGCGAACAACGCUCGAGUAUAUAAGUCCAGGAUUUGUCUACUCACUUCUGUUCCAUCAACGGCUUAAUUGAAAUUCAAUUGUUAUACAAUUUUUUAAUGUUUUAGUACGUUGUGUGACAAUUAAACAUUAAUUUGUUAGAUGCAUUUGCAUAUAGGACGGCAUGAAAGGAUCUCUGGAUGACUACUAAACACAGCUGUUGUUACGAGUUUCAAGGAUCUCGACGUUCACUCGUCCUCUGAGCUUCAGUAGAAGGGAACAACUCUUCAUUCUCAAGGAGUGUUUGUCAUGGAUUUGCGCUCAAACUUCAACGAUUCUAGCACGAAUGAGACGUCGAUACCACAGCCGUUCAAUCAUCCCAUGUGGACUGCAGUGCAAGCUGGUCUGUGGAGCUGUCUGACUGUCCUAUCCGUCACGGGGAAUGUGAUAACUCUCAUGUGUAUCUGUAGGGGCGCCAAACGACUUCAAUCAUCUAUGUACGCUUUCUAUGCUAGUCUGGCAACGUCUGACUGUCUUGUAGGAAUGUUUUGUACGCCUUUGCUUAUGGUUUCAACCAUGCAUCAAGACUGGAUACUAGGAGAUGAAAUAUGUCACGCAUAUUCUGCCUUCUUGUCAGUGUCUCUCAACGCCUCUAUCGCAACCCUCUGUCUCAUCAGCUUAGACAGACUUAAUGCUGUCAAACAUCCUUUUGAUUACCGUAGCUACGACACUUAUACACAACGCUUCACAAAACUCUUGUUGUCAAUCGCAUGGUUAUAUUCUAUAUUCUGGGGCGUGGCACCUUUGGUUGGUUGGGGAGAAAUCGUGCGAGAUUCAGUGACUUUCACAUGUAAGCCAAACUGGGGAGCUGAGGACAUCUUAAACAAAUCGUAUUCAUUCUUCCUGGCUUUGUUUGCUUUUGCUCUACCAGUUAUCACUAUGGUUGUAGUGUACUGUUUGAUCUAUCACUAUUCACGGAAAUGCGCCCAGUGGAUGAAGGUAUACGAAGGACACCAAGACAAAACGAGGGAGAACAUUAGACUGUUAAGAGAACGUGCCGUGUUUAAGACAGUUCUAGUGAUACUAGGAGUAUUUGCAUCGUGUUGGGCCGUGUAUACCUUGACUACCUUCUGUAAAUUAUUCAUUUCUCGUACUCCGCCGAACUGGUUCAUUCAACUUGGACUUAUUCUCGCUCUCACUGGAAGCUGCACGAAUCCACUCAUCUACGCCGUACGUGAUAAAAAGCUUGUCAGGGAGUUUUUCUCCUUGCCUUUCGUUCGCCCAUGUCUUUGUAUGAAAGAGGAAACGAACUCAGGGUCACGUGACCUACUGGCGUACACUUCGAACAUGUAUAGGCUAACAGUAUUGAACAGUAAAGAAACUCUGGACAGAAGUCCGGCUGCAAGUAAAGAAACGCUGUAUAAAAUUCCUGAAUUAAUCAUUCCGCUUCAAGACAAACAAACCAUUGUACCUGUACGUAUUACACAUAUUGAAGUGAAAAUUAGGACUGACCUCACGAAGGACAUGCUCGACAAUAUGUCAGAAACUGAUCUUUGACGU